Molecule: messenger RNA, 837 nt
Organism: Mesocestoides corti
Lineage: Eukaryota; Metazoa; Platyhelminthes; Cestoda; Cyclophyllidea; Mesocestoididae
Source: the annotation of a GenBank genome assembly
AUGGAGUCUUUGAUCGCCGAUAGACCACAUGGUGGAUUUGUGUAUGACAAUUGUUACAGAAAUGAACGGCUAGCUAAGCUGACAGAUUUGCCGAUCAAAAUGAUUAAGACCGGCACUACCCUUGCUGCUGUCACCUUCAAAGAUGGAAUUGUACUAGGUGCUGAUACAAGAGCCACCGAGGGCCCCAUAGUCGCCGAUAAGUCCUGCCAAAAGAUACACUACAUUGCUGACAACAUCUAUUGUUGUGGUGCCGGUACGGCGGCUGACACAGUUCACGUCACACGUAUAGUGUCGUCACAAAUCGAGUUGCACCGACUCAACACCGGCCGCAAGCCCCGUGUGGUGGCUGCCCUUCGUCUUUUGAAGCAACACCUGUUCAAAUACCAAGGUCAUGUUGGAGCCGCUUGUAUACUGGGUGGUGUGGACAACUUUGGAGCUCAUCUUUAUGGCGUCCAUCCUCAUGGUUCCAGCGACAAACUCCCCUACACCACUAUGGGAAGCGGUUGCUUAGCAGCCAUGUCAGUGCUGGAAGCGAAGUUUAAACCCAACAUGGAGAGAGCCGAAGCCAUGGAAUUAGUUCAGCAGGCCAUUCUUGCGGGUGUUUUCAACGAUUUAUACUCCGGCACAGGGGUUGAUCUGUGCGUCAUCACGAGCAAGGGAUCUGAAUACCUCCGACACUACGAUGUAGCCAAUGAGAGAGGUGUUCGUUCUGCUAGCUACUUGCCACGCAAAUGUUACACCGAGGUAAUCAAGAAGGACGUCAGGAAGGUGGAAUACGACGUGGUCUCGACUCGCGUCAUCAGAGAUCUUCAGGAACCCGAACCCAUGGCUAUGUAG